CGGCGUGUACGCUCAGUCACAAGCAAACGACAAGAGCCGGAGUUUGGACCGAGACGCAUCCGGGGAACCGCAGCUUCCCGUGUGGCUUCCUUGUCGUCUCGGAAACUUUUUUGGUUUCAUCCACUUUGUAAUGGGUCACUAAAACCACUUUUUUUCGGAGGCCCUUCCACACAGCGACUUGAAAGCGAGCCGCUUGAAACUGCCGCCAUCCUCUCGCGACGCAGUUUCACUUUCGCCAUCUGCCAUGGGUAAACAGAACAGCAAGCUCCGUCCUGACGUCAUGCAGGAUCUGAUGGAGAACACCGACUUCACAGAGCACGAGAUCACCGAGUGGUAUAAGGGCUUCCUGCGGGACUGCCCCAGCGGCGCCCUUUCCAUGGAGGAGUUCAAAAAGAUCUACGCCAACUUUUUCCCGUACGGCGACGCCUCCAAGUUCGCCGAGCACGUCUUCCGCACGUUUGACGCCAACGGCGAUGGCACCAUCGACUUCCGGGAAUUCAUCAUUGCGCUGAGCGUCACGUCCCGCGGCCGCCUGGACCAGAAGCUCAAGUGGGCCUUCAGCAUGUACGACCUGGACGGCAACGGCUACAUCAGCAAGGCAGAGAUGCUGGAGAUAGUCACGGCCAUUUACAAGAUGGUCUCUUCGGUGAUGAAGAUGCCGGAGGAUGAGUCGACGCCUGAGAAGCGCACAGAGAAAAUCUUCAGGCAGAUGGACACGAAUCAAGAUGGUAAGUUGUCCCUGGAGGAGUUUGUGGAGGGCGCCAGGAACGACCCAUCCAUCGUUCGGCUGCUGCAGUGCGACCCGAGCAGCGCCGGCCAGUAGGCGGCCAGCUCGCUUCUCUUCCUCUCCCCUCUUUUUUUGUGUUAGUUCAUCAAUGAAAAAAUUACCAAUAUCAUUUGAAAGGACACCUUUGAAGGACUGUAUUGCCGUACGCGCAGGACUUGUUUAAAAAAAAAG
This is a messenger RNA of Hippocampus comes (tiger tail seahorse), 958 nucleotides long. Its product is annotated as neurocalcin-delta B. Bases 245 to 823 code for a protein of 192 amino acids. NCBI's taxonomy places the organism in Eukaryota, Metazoa, Chordata, Actinopteri, Syngnathiformes, Syngnathidae. The record is from RefSeq and is a predicted model, not a curated record. The transcript has 4 exons. Gene Ontology annotation, biological process: calcium-mediated signaling. Gene Ontology annotation, molecular function: tubulin binding; actin binding; calcium ion binding.